This is a messenger RNA of Lizanozyma spartinae, 462 nucleotides long. Its product is annotated as dolichyl-diphosphooligosaccharide-protein glycotransferase. The transcript has a single exon. NCBI's taxonomy places the organism in Eukaryota, Fungi, Ascomycota, Pichiomycetes, Serinales, Debaryomycetaceae. Gene Ontology annotation, cellular component: membrane; oligosaccharyltransferase complex. The coding region runs from base 1 to 462 and encodes 153 amino acids. Gene Ontology annotation, biological process: protein N-linked glycosylation. The record is from RefSeq and is a predicted model, not a curated record.
AUGGCUAAGGAGAAGGUACCAACAGUUAUGAAGGAGAAGACUGGUGCAGCAUACAAUCCGUUGACAGAUGUCACAAGCGCCUUAAAAAUAACUUUCAAUGACUACUUCCACACUCUCACACCUCGUUUAAAGUUGAUUGACACUUUCCUUGCCUUCUUGGUAGCAUUAGGGAUUUUACAGUUUGUAUAUGUGGUGUUGAUUGGUAACUUUCCUUUCAAUGCCUUCUUGGGAGGUUUCUGUUCUUGUGUAGGACAGUUUGUUUUAACUGUGAGUUUGCGUUUGCACUUGAAAGAAUCGAUGCUUGAAGAAAACAAUGAAUCAGACACUCCUGAUUCAAAAAAGAGCAAAAGCGAUGAAGAUAAUACAAUUGGAUUGGCCAAUGUGGGUGUUGAGAGAACAUUUGCGGACUUCUUAUUUGCCAGUUUGAUAUUGCAUUUCAUCGUCUACCAUUUUAUAAAUUAG